AUGAAUGAGAAAUUACUUUCCUCUGGUUUUGGUUGGAUUUCUAUUUUGGACUGUAUAUAUAUAUGUAUACAUCAUUUUUUCUCACGUUAUGUUUCAGAAUAUAAAAAGAAGUUGUAUAGCUUUCAAGAAGAUGCAGAACAACUGGAAGGUUUUCAAACACAAGAGAUGGCAAAAGUUAAACAUCUUUUGUUGGCAAAAGAACAGGAAGUAGAGGAAAAGACGUAUCAUUUAAAAACUGCUACAGCGGAAAUAGAAAGUUUGAAGACAGAAGUUUCCCGUCUUAGACGAUAUGAAGACGAAUUAAACAAUAUACAAGAUGAAAUGGAGACGAUGCGUCAUUCUACGCAGCGAGAGAAAGCGCAGCUUUCCUGUCAGUUAGCACAUACGGAGGAGGAAGUACGUCAUCUGAAGGACAAAGUGUUCGUGCUGGAGCAAAGGAUCGCUCUGGAAACAAACGACCAAGUGACGGUUGACGAAAGAAUAGCCGAUCUAAUGCGCGAGAGGACGUUGUUGGAAAGGAAGUUGGAAGAGGCGCAUCUUCAUCUCUCCGAUAUAAAGACUUGCUGGUCUGGCAAGAUUUCUAGUCUUGAAACGCAAGUUGGCAGACUUAGUAGGCAAGUAGGCGAGGAAGGACUGGAGCGCAGACAAGUCGAGCAGGAGAAAGAGAAACUUAAACACAGAAUCAAACAGCUAGAAGCCGAGAUAGAGGUGAACAAUAUUGUUAUAACUACAAAAGACGCUAAGCUUUUGCGCAUGACAGAAGACAUUGACGAGAUGGCUACGGAACUGAAAGAGCUCCGGGCCAGCGUCGAUGACGAGGUGGAAGAAUUUAAACGCCAAAUUGUGAGUUACCGCGACAUGUAGUGGCAAAGUGCAUGGGCUAGAUUAUCUCUUACCGAAAAUUUUUUCCAAAUUCUGAUACAAAAUCAUUUCUGGUAGGUUUCGUUACAAAUGAUCAUAGUAUUGAAUUAUUUAUAAUGUACAAAAUUCGUUGUUGCUUAUGUUUCUUAUAACUUUUUUUUAUUAAUAUUAUUGCGAUCUUAGGACGCAAUAAUUUUACGAUAUAAUAUAUCCUUUUUUGUUAUUUUCAUCAAAGACUAUAUUGCAUUUUUUUUAAGAUGCUUUGUCUGAUAUCUUCUUGUAUUAAUAUCUUCUUAUUUUGUUAUAGUUAUUUUAUAUAUUUUUAAUAUGCAUUUGUCGACGAUGAAUUGGCAGCUUAGAUGAUUUUCGAUUCUGUUACAUUUCGUAACUUCCAUUACAUUUGGAAUGUGCAGCCGAUUGUCCCGAUCAUUAAAUUUUAUAAGACUGAUAUGAAUUUAUUUUCUAAAUAAAAGAUAUAUAUUUGCAUAACUUUUGCAAUAUAUUAUAUUUUAAAUAUGAUAUAUUUAAAAUUUUCUUAAUGUUCCUCAUCUUUUCAAAAUCUUAUACAACUUUUAGUAAAUAUUGUUAUUAG
Molecule: messenger RNA, 1453 nt
Organism: Formica exsecta
Lineage: Eukaryota; Metazoa; Arthropoda; Insecta; Hymenoptera; Formicidae
Product: golgin subfamily A member 1-like
Exons: 3
Coding region: 1-864 (287 amino acids)
Source: RefSeq, a predicted model, not a curated record